This is a messenger RNA of Aspergillus heteromorphus CBS 117.55, 2595 nucleotides long. Its product is annotated as putative TBC domain protein. NCBI's taxonomy places the organism in Eukaryota, Fungi, Ascomycota, Eurotiomycetes, Eurotiales, Aspergillaceae. Gene Ontology annotation, biological process: activation of GTPase activity. The coding region runs from base 191 to 2479 and encodes 762 amino acids. Gene Ontology annotation, molecular function: GTPase activator activity. The record is from RefSeq and is a predicted model, not a curated record. The transcript has 3 exons.
GAGCCGAUCGUCCCUCCCUCCCCGUCCUUCGUUCCUGAUAACGGUUUUCUUUUGUCUCCGCUCACGACGCGAUCGGGAGUUCCUGUGCUCGCUUCCACCCCCUCCCCCCGCCAGCGCUUUCCGAUUGCCUCGAGUAUCUUCUCUCACGCUGAUCUGGGAGAAAUCUUGAAGCUUCGGUUGCUCUCCCGAGAUGACCACCGUCAUAACGACCCCGAACUCCCCUCCCGACCUAUCCGGGUCCAAGUCCUCCAAGUCCUCCUCCUUCCGCUCCUCCUCGCAGCACUCCGGCCCCGAGGCCAUCUUCACCGAUAUCUCCAACUUCGAAGAGGUGGAUCUCCAAGAUGAUGCGCGCGUGGCGUACAUGAAUGGGGCCCCGCCGUAUGCCCGGUCCGCGGCCCGCGCCUCAACGACCGUCGUGCAGACAAAGUCCGCCGCGGCGGUUGUCACAACUCGCGACCUGACAGCCACAAAGACGAGGCCUUCCUACCCGGCACAGGCUAAUGGAACAUUGGGACAACCGGGGCGCGGAGGCCCUAAGCAGAGGGCGGGCAACAAGCGGGAGCCCGCGGCAACGAAGCAAGCCCCCCUUCAAGUGGCCCAGCCUAAUCGUUCGCGAUCGACUUCCCCGCUACGGCCAGGUUCGAGUCUUGGUUCGUCGCCAUCUGCCAACAGCCUCUCUCUCUCUUCAGUCAAUGCUAGGACGCUCAACCGAAAGCCAUCCUGGCAGCGGACCCGCAAGUCCCUGAAGGACCUGGAGGCGGAAUACCAUGACUCCGAUGAGGAGCUACCCGAAGACGCGAGUUUGUGGAACGUCCCCAUCUCUCCGCGGCCUGUCCAGGAUCGAUCCCCGUCGUCCCGGGCUCCGAGCCCGAGUGGUCGGAGUCCAGGCCCUCGUCCUCUACCCUUGUCGCAUUCGGUUUCGCAAACUACCAUUGCUCGAUCGCCUUCCGGCUCCCGAUCUCCCACCUCCCGAUCCAAUCGACCGAUCGCGCGGUCCAGCUCAGCAGGACCCGAGCGCGGGCAGAUCUCGCCGCGCAACCCGCGUGCGUAUUCGUACAACAAUAUGAUGUCUGAUCUGUCGGAAGAGGCCAAGAUCAUCACGGAGGCCCUGGAAUACCAUGCCGAUGAGCGCGAUCGCAAGCGCGGGGAGAGCCUUCAAAGCGGACUGUCUUCGCUAAGAUCGAGCGAGGAGUCGAAGCGAGCAUCGAAAAACAACAUCGAGCUCCCCCCAUUGCAAAAGUCGAACAUCAUGAUCGAUCCGCUGCCUCCAAGCAAGGAGAAAGAGAAGGUCUUGACGCGGACGCGGCCCAGCUGGCUGCCACCCAAGGAUCAGAAGGAGGAAAAACGGCACCUCAGGGAGUAUAAAAGAAUGAUGGCGCAGUCACGAGAAGCAGACAAGCGCAGGGCUGCUAAGGCUGCUUCCGAGAAAUGCGAAAAAGAUAACACUCGCGAGACUCUCCAGCAGAUCUGGGACGAGUACGUAUGCCCGAAUUGGGAUAAUGUCAUUAAUGAAACCCGCACGCGGGAGCUGUGGUGGCGAGGUGUGCCGCCCCGGAUCCGGGGACCGACCUGGCAGCGUGCUAUCGGCAAUGAGCUGGCUCUAUCCGAGGACACGUUCAAGAAGGCUCUGCAACGGGCCAAGGAUGUGCGAUCCAGGCCCGAGGGCGACUCCGGGGAGAGCAACAAGCGGAUGAAGGAGUGGUUUGACACGAUUGACACGGACGUGUCGAAGGCGUUCCCGGACCUGAACCUCUUCCAGGUCGGCGGGCCCCUACGCGAUACGUUGAUCGAUGUCCUGCAGGCGUAUUCCAUGUACCGGAGCGACGUGGGCUACAUCAGUGGGCUGCACACAAUCGCGGCCCUCUUGGUCCUGCAAUUCCCGUCGCCUUCUUCGGCGUUCCUUGCCAUGGCCAACGCGCUCAACCGGCCGCUGCCCGUUGCUUUUCUCACGUUAGACCGUGGGGCUAUCGGUCGUACCUAUUCACUGGCGUCUGCGACGCUUCGGUAUAAAUUCCCCCGCCUGACGACCCAUCUCUACGAGACGCUUCGCCUCAGCGACGAGGAGAUCUGGGAACCGAUGUUCCGCUCCCUCCUUUCGAACGGUCUGGACCUGGAGCGUCUCAGCCGGGUUUGGGACUGCUGGGUGUUCGAGGGAGACCGAAUCAUGAUCCGCGCUGCAGUCGCGAUCCUGGGUUGCUUACAACUGCAACUGUUCGGUUACACGAAGCCUGACGACCAGAGCCGGAAGGCCGCCAAGGACAUUCUCAGCUGGGGCCCCCGCAACGGGGGCAGGGCCAAGGAGCGACACAGCGCUCCGGUGGCUUCUGCGACUGGGUUCGGCGGCGGCCAGCUUACUCCGGGCGUGGGUGACUACUGGAUGCUCACCUCGGCGGGCGACGAAGACGGAUUCAUGCACGAGGUUCGGGAGGCAGGCAAGGUUCGGAACGGUGGUGCAUCCGAGGAACCAGCCGCCGCUUGAUGAUCCGAACUGCCCCUGGCCCGGUCCGGUCCUCUUUUACUUCUUUUCACAUUCCUUCGUUGAACAUAUUUACUACUUGGCUCGCGGCAUUACAUGUACCGGGGUCUUAAUGAUGA